AUGCCAUUACCAUCCUUCUCCUUCAACCCCUUCCCCGACCGGAAGAGCCCAACGCCGACACAACCCACCGUCGCCGCCGACGACUUAGCGGCGGAGAAGGCGGCGGCCUGGGCAUGGUACCAUCAUGGGUCCGGCUCCGAAUCCAAGCCCAUGCGGGAAUUCGGCCUCACCAGGCCCGUCUCUGUCCCCAAGCCCUCUCGCUACAGGCUCGAGGCCAUAAGAAUCGCCCAAAAUUUCUUUCAGGACAAUUCACAAACACCUUGUCUGCAUAAUUCUCUUCUCGACAGCUACGAAGUCGCGAGCAUUUCUAGGCGCAUAUCUGACUUACUAGACCCCACUGAUCGUAACAAUUUUAGCCUUAGGAGCUUCGAAUCUGAAAUUUUGGAUCUGGGUCGAGAAAUUGAGAGGAAAUCCACCAAGCCCAAGAAAUUUGGAGGCUUUUGGCGCAGACGGUCCGUGAUGUGCGGCAAAAUUGAGGAUGUGGCUAUUGGCAGCCUCGUCCGGCCGCCGGGAAAACAACAGCAAAGGCCGACAUGA
Cucurbita pepo subsp. pepo (vegetable marrow) is the source of this 537-nucleotide messenger RNA. The record is from RefSeq and is a predicted model, not a curated record. NCBI's taxonomy places the organism in Eukaryota, Viridiplantae, Streptophyta, Magnoliopsida, Cucurbitales, Cucurbitaceae.